This is a messenger RNA of Nipponia nippon (crested ibis), 1734 nucleotides long. The record is from RefSeq and is a predicted model, not a curated record. Lineage: Eukaryota; Metazoa; Chordata; Aves; Pelecaniformes; Threskiornithidae.
AUGCAGGAAUCAGCGCCCUGUGCCCAGCCCCUUCCCCCUGCGGCUCUGGCCACCGUGGUGCUGCCGGCCGUGGCCGCCCUGGCCGCUCCCUUCCCCGCCGGCCGCUGCCCCAUGCUCCCUCCGGAGCACCCGCGCCGGCCCCGGCGCUCGCCCUGGGGGAGGGAUCCCCAGCCGCACCGCGUCCGGGGGCGGCAGAGCCAUGCGGAGCCCUCCCUGCCCGACGCCCCGCGUCGUGGGGGUCCCCGGCUUCGGGGGUUCGGCGUCCCACGGGAUCGGCUCUUUCCCCGCACUUUCCCUGCGGCGCGCACUCCCCGCCGCUCGCUUUGGGAAGAGCGAAGUUGCGCGCACGUGAUCCGCACGUGGACGCGGGAGGCUGUGUUGUUCCUCUCGCCGGGCGGUUGUGCGGAGGAGGCCGUGCCCGGAGCCACCCCGAACCCCGGCGGGGGUGAGCCCUUCCCGGAGCAGCCAGCCCCCAUUUUAGCCUUGGAGCCGGUGCCCAUGCAGGACCCGCUCUGGGCUGGCUCGCCUUGCGUGGCGCAGGGGGAGCAGCACGGGGUCCGCUCCUACCUCCACCUCUUCUACAAGGGCUGCAGCGGGGCCAGCCCCGACGGACGGGGACGGGUCCUCGCCCCACGCAGCCUGGGCCCCCCCUCAUCGGGAAGCCUCUCCUCGGGGACCCUGUUCCUGCUUGUGGGGGCGGCCGCGCUGGCUGCCAGCUCCCUGCUGCCCCCGGAGCCGGAGGGGAUCGGGGAGGAGGAGGUCGUGGUGCUGGAUGUGCAGGCGGUGCGGUGCAACCACGCGCCGGGGACAUGCCGGCGGGCGGGCACAGCGCUGUGCGCGGCGGCGGGUGCCAUCGGGCUCCUCUCCUGUGCGCUGGCCCCGGGAAGAGGAGCAGCAGCUCUUGCCCAUCCCGUGUGGCAGACCCCCAGCCGCAGCCCCCUGCCGCCUUCACCCCGGCAGGGACAGCGGGGCCCUUCGGCGUCUCCCAUGUUCACGGUGUCCAGCCCCGGCGGGACGCCCGAGGCCGGGGAGGUAACGGGGGAUGCCCGGCACGGGGCCAAGCCGCGCUGCAGCCCGGGAGCCGGCUGGAUCACCUGGAGCUGGUUUGCGGCCAGCACUGCGGAGCACCCGGCUCAGUCCCGGCGCGGCCCGGCAAAGCUGCGAUGGCCAGGAGCAGGCACAGGGGGGUCAAACACAGCCGCGGCCCCUACCCUCAGCACGGUGCUGAGCCGUGCCGAGCUGGACCAAGCCGUGCCCAGCCUGCACGGCAGAGCGUGCCAGCGCCCACCCAACGGCACCCGGGAGGGACGCAGGCGUUCGCGCAGGCCACCGCUUCCCCGUUGGUGCUCUUUUUUGGUAAAUAAAAGACCUGUGACGUUUCCUCAUGCGCUGUUCUCUCCAGUUGCCCGGGGCGAGGCCUGGCUGUGCCCGGGAAGAGCGAGGCAGGCGAGAGAUCCCCGCGGGCAGUUCGACCCCUCGGCCGGUGCUGGGCUUGCCGUCCAGGCUCCCGGCAGCGUGCCAGAGCCGGGCAUCACAUUAACGUGGUUACAAGGGCGCGCGGCGCAAGGAACAGUGCUUUGCUGGCUCGCCAGGCUUCCCCCCGCUGCAAAACCUCAGCCCUGCCCGCCCUCCGAGCCCCCCGCACCCUGCGGGCCUCUGCCCGCGCGUCCCUCCCGAAGGCCUUUGAGCGCUAUUGGGAAAAUCGCUGCCAGAGAGGAAGCCACAGGGAACUAA